GCGCACGGCACUUGGAAGUUGACAGUCUCAAGAUAUCAAGAUUGUAUAUGUACCAUCAUCGAACUGUUCGUCUAAUCUAGUUUCGGUUCAAUAUCUCCUCCGUAACGAGUGCUUCCUCCAUCAUGGACUACUUGGAGAUGCAGGCCCUUCACCUACCGAAUCUCAGUCCAUUGGCCGUCAAUGCUGCCAGCAGUAUUUUUGGUUUCCUAUCGCUUUUCCUUUGCUACAAAGCCUUAGUGGCAAGAACAUUGCCUUCGCCAUCACGGACCUUUAAGAAACUUGCCAGCCCAUUCGUCAAGCGUUACAAUGCCUGGGCGUAUCUCUUCUGGGGUCCUGAGAUAAUUCAAAAAGCCUUUGACGAGGCUAACGGAAAGCCAUUCGAGCUCCUUGCUCCCGACAACCGUUAUGUCUUCGUUUCCGACCCUCAACAGAUCAAAGAGAUCGACGGCGCACCCGAUACUGUUUUGUCGCUUCAAGCGGCAUCCAAGCAGAUGCUGCAGCCUGUAUACACUAUGCAUGGAUUCAAUUGGUUUGACCGCCGCGGUACAGAGGGUGUCGGUUUCAUCCGAGCUCUUCGAACGCUUUUGACCAACAACCUUCCCAAAAUUCUCCCAGAUCUUACUUGCAUCAUCCGAACCAGAUUCCAAGAGCUGCAUGCUGGUCAUCCAUUUGUCAAUGGAAAGAAGCAGUCGGACGUGUAUCACAUGACGGUCAAACUAGUCGUGCUCUCCAAUGCCGUUUCCUUCUUCGGCAAAGAUCUAGCAAAAGACGAGCAGUUCAUGACCUCAGCGCUCGCUUACAUUGAGGAAACUCUGAUCUGCGCCGAGAUCGUUCGUUUGCUUCCCAAAUUCAUGACGCCUAUCGUCGGUGGCAUUAUUGCCCGCACUCUCAAGUCUCAUGGCGUCAUUUUCAACAGACUUCUGCCCAUCGCUGAGCAACGAUGCAUUGAGCGAGACGCAGCCAAGCUAGGUCAGAAGGUUCCCCAACAUCCCGAUUGCAUCCAAUGGAUCAUGGAGACCUCGCCCAAGAAUGCUCCAUGGACCCCACAGCGCGUUGUUCACGAACUGAUGGCCAUCUGGUUUGGCUCUGUCCAUGCUGUCUCCACGACCGUCACAUUUGCCAUUCAUGACCUGUGCCUACACCCCGAAUACGUUGCGCCCCUUAGGAAAGAGUGCGAGGCUCAAUACGUUGCUUUCGAGCAAGCUGGCACCGGGCUUCCGCUCCUCGAUAGCUUCAUCAAAGAGUCUGCGCGCUUGACACCAGUAGAGUCCCAGAGCACUCGCCGUUCAGCGCUGAAGCCUUUCUCUCUCAAAGACGGCACACACGUCAAUGUUGGUGACUGGUUCUGCACACCCGUUCGAGCCAUCAUGACCAACCCCGUCGAUUUCCCCGAAGCAACUACAUUCAGUGGUUUCCGUUUCGCCGACCCAGAGCUAGUCAAGAGCCUUGAGAAUGACGAUGCUUUCAGUGUCAUGCAAAAGAAGCCUACCAAGUUGACUGAUGUUGACAUGACCUACCAUGUUUGGGGAACAGGAAGGAUGGCAUGCCCUGGAAGAUUCUAUGCUUCAGCUGUCAUGAAGGUGAUUUUGGGUCAAGUCAUCCUCAACUAUGAUUGCGAGCUUGUGGACCCGACAGCGAGGCGCUUGUUCACUUGGAGGUCAACUAUCUUGCCCAAACCCAGCGCCAAGGUUGUGUUUACACCGGUUGAACGUGCGAAUUGAGAUGAUGAACAAGGUGGUUGUUGGGAUGACGAUAGACGAACAUGGCGAAUCAUGAUUAUGCAACUUCUCUAUUUAUGAAUAUAUGACAAUGCAACAC
Molecule: messenger RNA, 1818 nt
Organism: Pyrenophora tritici-repentis Pt-1C-BFP
Lineage: Eukaryota; Fungi; Ascomycota; Dothideomycetes; Pleosporales; Pleosporaceae
Product: CypX, Cytochrome P450
Molecular function (GO): monooxygenase activity; heme binding; iron ion binding
Source: RefSeq, a predicted model, not a curated record